AUGCCUGCCUAUGGUCCAGAUGGGCGAACUUUAGUUAAAGGUGCUACAAUAACCACAACAUCUUCACGUCCUAAUUACGGUACACCAUGGUUGCAACGUCGAUAUGGUAGAAGUUGCGAUUUAUCGGAUCGUCAACUACAGGAUGAAGAUGCCAAGCUAUUGAACAAUCCGAUAGCUCAAGUAAGGUUCAAGGCUUUAAAUGGCAAAAAAAAAAAAUCUGCAAGUUUCAAGUUGUUGCAAAUUCCGAAUUCAUUGGUUAAGAAGUGGUAA
This is a messenger RNA of Enterobius vermicularis (human pinworm), 270 nucleotides long. NCBI's taxonomy places the organism in Eukaryota, Metazoa, Nematoda, Chromadorea, Rhabditida, Oxyuridae. The record is from the annotation of a GenBank genome assembly.